AUGCAGCCAUAUCCACAGCCCAAUGGACCAUCCAAUAACGACAGGAAUGAGGGCCGGGGGCCGCUGAGUAGAACAUGGCCACAGCUGUUCAAGAAGAGGAGGAGAUAUAGUCCGGUUAGAGAGAGCGCCCAGCAGCAGCAGCAGCAGCAGCAACAACAGCAACAGGCAGACCUUCUAGCCUCGAAAUCAAACUACGAGCUUAUCUCUUCUGGCCAACACCUAGAGAUGGGUCUGCACUUUAGCACCGCCAUGGCCACAGGCGUAAUGAUGAAGCGCGCCACCCACCGCGCUGCAGAACAAGCGCGCCGUGACAGGAUGAAGAACGCCAUGGUGGACCUUGCGGAAUUUCUCCUCGAUGGUGAAGUUACUUUUGGCAGUGGCACUACGUGUUUUGUUGUCAUGCGAGGGAAAGAUGGUGCGGACGGCAGCGAAAAAACCUCGGCAGACGAUGCCAGUAAUGGGAAAAGUGGGAAAGGUGUGCCGCCUGGGGAUUCUGUGCCGGGAGAGAAGAAGACGGUCAACAAAGCGAGGUUGAUUGAAAUGGCGCUCGAGAAGAUGAAGGCACAGGAAAAAGAGAUUGAGAUGUUGAGGAAGGAGAUCGAGGAUCUGAGGACAGAAGACAAGAUGGAUGUGUCGUAG
Molecule: messenger RNA, 639 nt
Organism: Alternaria postmessia
Lineage: Eukaryota; Fungi; Ascomycota; Dothideomycetes; Pleosporales; Pleosporaceae
Exons: 2
Coding region: 1-639 (212 amino acids)
Molecular function (GO): protein dimerization activity
Source: RefSeq, a predicted model, not a curated record